Molecule: messenger RNA, 4494 nt
Organism: Coregonus sp. 'balchen'
Lineage: Eukaryota; Metazoa; Chordata; Actinopteri; Salmoniformes; Salmonidae
Source: the annotation of a GenBank genome assembly
AUGAGUGGAGGUCGUUUUGAAUUUGAUGAUGGUGGAGCUUAUUGUGGUGGCUGGGAAGGUGGCAAAGCCCAUGGGCAUGGGAUCUGCACCGGACCUAAAGGACAGGGCGAGUUCUCCGGGUCCUGGAAUUACGGGUUUGAGGUGGUUGGAGUCUACACCUGGCCCAGCGGAAACGCCUAUGAAGGCUUCUGGUCGCAAGGGAAGCGCCAUGGUCUAGGAGUUGAGACUAAAGGACAUUGGGUUUACAAGGGAGAAUGGACUCAUGGCUUCAAGGGGAGAUAUGGCUUGAGGCUGAGUGUUGGUAGUGGGGCAAAGUAUGAAGGAACGUGGAAUAAUGGAUUGCAAGAUGGAUAUGGCACAGAGACCUAUGCUGAUGGUGGUAUGUUUUUUAUUCCUUUAUGUAUAUGUUGUCCUGAAUCUGGUGGAGCCAGGGCUUGUUCAGCCUCACUUAAUCAUGUACUUCCUAUACACAUCAUGGGAAUCUUGCAUUUGUAAUAUGUAAUAACACUGUUAUGACAUCUUUGCACAUCCAUUAGCAUCAUUGACAUCUGUCUUACCUGACAUUUAACAUUUGAAGAAGGUAAAGGGUAGAGGUAAUUAAUUACAUAGGACAGGUAUGCAUUUUUGGUUUAUGCUGAUAUAUCCAGAUGCAUCUGAGAAUAUAAGAGCAGGGAUAUGAGAGGAUUAUCUACAAAGCACAAUGGGCUAUACACUACAGUACAAUACUAAUGUUCCAUUUGGGUGUUUUAUGAGCGAAUGAGUGACUCAAGCUUGCAGCAGUGAAACAAGGAGAGGAACCCAAGUGUUGCUGCGGAUGGUCCAUUAGGAUCUUGCCCAUUCCUAAGGACCUCUUGCCAAACGAUAGUGGCAGUGGAUGGCACAUUAGCGGUGUGUGUCAAUACGAAAGUGUGUGCUAUGAUGUGGAAUGUUAAGCUGUGUUUUUACGUGGAAGAUAUUGUUUUAAUUGCUGUCACACGAACGAAUGAACGCGCGCGCAAACACACACUCACACGCACACACACAAGAUGUCAUGGGCCUAGAGUAAAAGUGCUGAUCUAGGAUCAGGUCCCCCGCUGUCCAUGUAAUGAUCUAAAAGGAAAAACUGAUCCUGGAUCAGCACUCCUACUCUGAGACAUUUUAUGGGGCCCCAAAGAACCGGUGAGAGAAAUGAAAGGAACAGGAGGAGAAACACUGAUUGCUCUACUGUUGAAUGAAUGAAUAGUCAGAGGAGUUGGCAAACAUACAUACAGUAGAGAUCUAGGACCAAGCUAUAUUUUCUCAUACUGUCACUGUACACUUGAACCUGCUGAGAGAUCACACCAAUAAUAUCGGUGGCAGUGCUGUCUGUUUAAAGACCCUGGUGCCCUCAGUAGCUGACUCAUCAGAUUUGGGCCCUUUUGAGUGGUUGAUAGGGAGGUUCUGACACCAUGUGUCAGGAAGUAAUAAUAGCCCAGCAGACUGCUGUGUCCUCUUGGCCUGACGGUCCAGCUACAGCCAAUGGCAUCCAGACAAGUGUCUGAUUUUGCAUGAGAGACCCAUGAUUAGUUUGGGUCACAUUAAUAACUUUAGUUGAACUACAGUCUUUCCAACUAUACUGAACAAAAAUAUAAACGCAACAUGCAACAAUUUCAAAGAUUUUGCUGAGUUACAGUUCAUAAAAGGAAAUCAGUCAAUUGAAAUAAAUUCAUUAGGCCCUAAUCUAUGGAUUUGUUGGUCACAGAUACCUUUAAAAAAAGGUAAGGGCGUGGAUCAGAAAACCAGUCAGUAUCCAGUGUGACCACCAUUUGCCUCAUGCAGCGCGACACAUCUCCUUCGCAUAGAGUUCAUCAGUCUGUUGCUUGUGGUCUGUGGCCUGUGGCCUGUGUCCCACUCCUCUUCAAUGGCUGUGCGAAGUUGCUGGAUAUUGGCGGGAACUGGAACAGGCUGUCAUACAUGUUGAUCCAGAGCAUUCCAAACAAGCUCAAUGUGUGUUAUGUCUGGUGAGUAUGCAGUCCAUAGAAGAACUGGGACAUUUUCAGCUUCCAGGAAUUGUGUACAGAUCCUUGUGACAUGGGGCCGUGCAUUAUCUUGAUAAAACAUGAGGUGAUGGCGGCAGAUGAAUGGCACGACAAUGGGCCUCAGGAUCUCAUCACGGUAUCACUGUGCAUUCAAAUUGCCAUAGAUAAAAUGCAGUUGUGUUCAUUGUCUGUAGCUAAUGCCUGCCCAUACCAUAACCCCACCGACACCAUGGGGCACUUUGUUCACAACGUUGACAUCAGCAAGCCGCUCGCCCACACGUGGUCUGCGGUUGUGAGGCCACUUGGAGGUACUGCCAAAUUCUCUAAAACAAUGUUGGAGGCGGCUUUUGGUAGAAAUGAACAUUCAAUUGUCUGGCAACAGCUCUGGUGGACAUUCCUGCAGUCAGCAUGCCAAUUGCACGCUCCCUCAAAACUUGAGACAUCUGUGGCAUUGUGUUGUGUGACAAAACUGCACAUUUUAGAGUGGCCUUUUAUUGUCCCCAGCACAAUGUGCACCUGUGUAAUGAUCAUUCUGUUUAUUCAGCUUCUUGAUAUGCCACACCUGUCAGGUGGGUGGAUUAUCUUGGCAAAGGAGAAAUGCUCACUGACAGGGAUGGAAACAAAUGUGUGCACAAAAUUUGAGAGAAAUAAGCUUUUUGUGCAUAUGGAACAUUUCUGGGAUUUUUAUUUCAGCUCAUGAAACAUGGGACCAACACUUUACAUGUUGUGUUUAUAUUUUAGUUCAGUGUAUGAUACCUACUGUAUCAAACCAUAUAGGCUGACUGUGCCAAGUUCUGGUUACUUUAUUCUACUUUCAAAACAAAACCACUCAUCUUGUCUCACUGUUGAAGUGCUUGCAAUUAUAUAAGAGUGAUCAUUUGGUGUGAGUUAAAGAGCCAGCCCAAACAUUUUCAAUCAAAUCAGAGGCCGGUGAAGCUUAUUGCCUAUUUCUCCAGAUGCUAACAUAUCUAUCAAUUCCCUCUCUUGUCUUUCCAGGCACAUUUCAGGGCCAGUUUACUGGCGGCAUGCGACACGGGUACGGAGUACGUCAGAGCGUGCCUUACGGCAUGGCGGCGGUCGUUCGCUCCCCUCUCCGCACCUCCCUCACCUCCCUCCGCAGCGAGCAAAGUAAUGGCACCCUGCUUCAGCAGGACGUCCCCGUCAUCAUCGCCACCAACGCCGCCGGCCAGGAGGCCCGAGUCUCCACACCCACCCAGCUGGGACCCUCCCGGGGCGGCUUCGCCCUCACGCUCCAGGUGGACCCAGACGCUGUCAAGCCCAAGAAGAAGGGCCUGUUCCGAAGGGGGUCUCUCCUGGGGAAACUGAAGAAGUCUGACUCCCGUACUUCCUUAUCCAGUGUGAGGAGCAAGCUAAGCUUCCUGGGAGCGAGGAGCGAGUCAGCGUUGAGUUCGGCGGCCAGCGAUGUGGCCAGCGAUGCCAACUCCACCAUCAGUCUGGGAGACGAGAGCCUGGCCGGGGCAGAGGAUUUCCCCCCUGUGGAGGCCGACAUCGACGCCACCACCACAGAGGUUUACAUGGGGGAGUGGAAGAACGACAAGCGUUCAGGCUAUGGAAUAAGCGAACGUUCCAGUGGGCUAAAGUAUGAAGGUGAAUGGCUAGACAACCAGCGACACGGCUAUGGAUGCACCACCUUUGCGGAAGGAGGGAAGGAGGAAGGAAAGUAUAUGAACAACAUGCUGGUGAAGGCCAUGAAGAAGAGGGUUAUCCAACUGAAGGGCACCAAGAUCAGGCAGAAGGUGGAGCGCAGUGUGGAGGGAGCUCAGCGGGCGGCGGCCAUCGCCAAACAGAAAGCAGAGAUCGCUGCCUCCAGGUAUGGAAUAGACCAUACACAUACAUAUUCAUCACUGGGAUAGACUAGGUGAUCAUGAUCAGACACAUUUUCAGUAACACUUUAGUAGCACCAAAAUAACAAUCACACUAUUUCAACCUAUUUACUGUCUAUGUAUAAACUAUCACUUACCUACUUUCAAAAAACAUUUUUAAAUCCUUCAAGUACACCACAUUUGUUCUCUAUAACAACUUCCCCUGUGCCUCUCCUUCCACUAUUCUCUUUAACAAUUCACCAAUAAAUGCACCCACAAGAGCAAGGGUCUGCUUCAAUGUCAAUGUUCAAUGUUUUAGACACGGAUGCCUACCUCUGCAUAGCAGUACAUGGACAAGAGGGCUACUGUAUGGCACUGAAUGGUAAAAAGAGGUUGAUGAUGGAAAAUAAAGACGCCAUUGAGUUAGAUCAGAAUCAGCAGUUGCAGGUGUUGCUCCCGUGACUUCUCUGGCUGCGGUCACAAUAGGAGCCAAAGAGGACAGAGAGGAAAAGGUUCCUUCUUCUGUGUGGAGUCAUUAUAUACAGCUUGUAACAGACUGGAGAGAAAAGGACAAUGUCUGCGUGCCACCCUGUCUGAUCUAGUCUUGUUUGAAAUUCUUCUGCAGCUAUUUUUCCUGCUUUUCUUGUGUGCUAUACAGUGGGCAACAGUUGUAG